GCAAGUUCCGUCUCUCUCUCUCUCUCUCACACACACACUCUCUCUGCUGUGUUGAUCGUUUGUACAACCCUUAUCUGUGUUUUCCAAUUGCAUGCGGAGCUGGGUUUUUCUAGGUUUUCAAUAAGCUGAGCCUGAGUUUUGCCAGGUGAAGAAAAUGAUUCUCAGAAAGCAGUACCGAUGCAUACACUCAGUUAGCUGUCAAUGCACUAUAGGGCAUUUAAGUGAAGAAGUGAUAUUCUUAGUAUUUCACCAUUUAAAUUGGAAUCCCAAGCUAAUUGCUACUCUGUCAUGUGUGUGCAAAUGGUUUGAUGAUUUUGCCAAGCGAGUUCUGUGGAAAGAGUUUUGUAGAACAAGAACUCCAAAGAUGAUGCUUGAUCUGCAAUCUAGUGGUAGUCACAGCGUUGAUGGGAACUGGAGAGCCCUAGGGAAGCUGCUUAUAUACUGUUCAGGAUGCAAAAAAGGUGGCUUGUUCAAUAGCACUCAUAUCCCUGGUCAUUUUGUUUAUCAGACUCGAUUUUCUAGAACUUCAGGAAGGAGCUUUCUUUUGCCACAAUGUAGAACUGAUGUUUUAUAUGUGUGUGAUCCUUGUGAGCAUCUUGACCAAGGUGAAGAAGGAGAUAUAGGAUUCUUCCGUGGAGUUUUUAGGUCAUUUUCAACUUCGAAGGUCAGGAAGAUGCUUAUUAAGAAAAGUGCCAAGCUCCAUCCAACAGAAGUGUGCCCUUAUUGUAAGGCAAAGUUAUGGAGCAUGCUACAAGCCAAAAUGAUCCCUCAAAGUGCUAGUUGCAGGUUGGGUUCCUAUGAAGAUUGUGUCGAGUAUUAUGUAUGCCUAAACGGUCACAUGCUUGGGAUCUGCACCCUAUUACCAUUGUCUGAUUCAGAAGGAGCAUCUGAGUUGGAGUAAUAUAAAUGAUUCAAUGGUAUUAUUUCCUUGUAUCUGGGAAACCAUAACUUUCUCUCCUGUUUAUGAUUUCCUUUUUUAUUUAAAUAUAAAAUGAAAAUUAAU
Molecule: messenger RNA, 1003 nt
Organism: Gastrolobium bilobum
Lineage: Eukaryota; Viridiplantae; Streptophyta; Magnoliopsida; Fabales; Fabaceae
Product: EID1-like F-box protein 2
Exons: 2
Coding region: 155-901 (248 amino acids)
Molecular function (GO): protein binding
Source: RefSeq, a predicted model, not a curated record